This is a messenger RNA of Geosmithia morbida, 333 nucleotides long. RefSeq lists its product as uncharacterized. Gene Ontology annotation, biological process: DNA-templated transcription; termination of RNA polymerase I transcription. The transcript is spliced from 2 exons. The coding region runs from base 1 to 333 and encodes 110 amino acids. Gene Ontology annotation, molecular function: nucleic acid binding; zinc ion binding; DNA-directed RNA polymerase activity. The record is from RefSeq and is a predicted model, not a curated record. Lineage: Eukaryota; Fungi; Ascomycota; Sordariomycetes; Hypocreales; Bionectriaceae. Gene Ontology annotation, cellular component: RNA polymerase I complex.
AUGGCCGUCCAGUUCUGUACCGGCUGCGGAGAUCUUCUCCCCAUCUCUCACCAACGCGAGGUCAAGUGCGAAUGCUGCGGCAACCUAAACGACAACAAGCUGCAGACAUACUCUUCUGAAUCCUCCUCCAACAACUUCCCAUCUGAGCUGCGCGACAGGCGUGGUGUGGUUCAGGCUUCUAAGCCCAUGGCGUCGACCGAUACAUGGUCCUACACGGACAUGCAGUGCCCCAAGUGUCACGCCGCCCAGGUCCAGUACACAAAUCUCCAGCUCAGAGGUGCUGACGAAGGCUCAACACUCUUUUACUUCUGCCCCGGCUGUGGGGAGAGGUGA